Molecule: messenger RNA, 861 nt
Organism: Paramecium sonneborni
Lineage: Eukaryota; Ciliophora; Oligohymenophorea; Peniculida; Parameciidae
Source: the annotation of a GenBank genome assembly
AUGUCUGAUUUUAUUAUUGAUCUAUUUAUUGCAACAACAUCCUCUUUAAUUUCAAGUGGUUUUUUUACUCCAAUAGAAAAUUGUCCAACUACAAUAUUCCAAAAUAAUGAAUAGAAAGUAUUGAUAUAAAAAUUAUGUUAGAAUUUAUCCCAUCUUUUUAGAGGUAUUUUUACAAAUACUGUUAAGUAUAUUCCACAUUAAGCAUUAGCCUUUGCUUUUAAAGAUGCUUAUUCACAAGUAUUAUUUACUAAAGGUAAAACUAACACUAUUUUAGCUAAUUAUUAUUAAAACCUAAAGAAUUUAUUUUUAGGAAGCCUGGCUGGUGUUUCAACAAUGCUAGUUAUUUAUCCAUAUGAGUUUGUAAUCUAAAGAACUAAAUAUCUAUAAAAAAUAGCAAAAAGAUUUGAUAUCUCUUGGAGAGAUUGUACUUUUUAAAUAUUUAAAAAUGACGGAAUAUUUGGAUUUUACAAAGGUCUUAGUUCUUGUAUCUCUCAAAUAAUGAUCUUUAGAGGUCUCUAAUUUGGUAUGUAUGAUAAUACUAAAGAGAUCAUUUAAGCACUUCCAUUCAUAGGUUAAUUAUUUUGGGUUUAAGUUCUAACUUUUGUAUCUCAUAUAAUCUCUUUUCCUUUUUUCAAAAUUAUGAUGAUAAUGAAGGCUGAUUCUCUUAAUUUUAAUCACAAACCUGUUAGAUACAAAAAUUUUAUUCAUUGUUCAAAUUAAAUACUCAAAACUUAAAAAUUUGUCUAUCUAUUUUAGGGAUCAUCCCAACGAUUCUUAUUAGCUACAAAAGAUGCUGUAACACUUAUUUUAUAUUAUAAUAUCCAAUAAUAUUUUAAGCGUGAAUAAAGCCUUAAAAAUUGA